Molecule: messenger RNA, 1745 nt
Organism: Aricia agestis (brown argus)
Lineage: Eukaryota; Metazoa; Arthropoda; Insecta; Lepidoptera; Lycaenidae
Product: zinc finger protein 771-like
Exons: 6
Coding region: 176-1450 (424 amino acids)
Biological process (GO): regulation of transcription by RNA polymerase II
Cellular component (GO): nucleus
Molecular function (GO): DNA-binding transcription factor activity, RNA polymerase II-specific; RNA polymerase II cis-regulatory region sequence-specific DNA binding
Source: RefSeq, a predicted model, not a curated record
UCUACCCAAAGAAUAUUGCCGCUUUUAUUUCUUAAAAUGCAAGAAAUGUGGAUAUAUUUGUAAACAUACGCGGUUUUAGUACAAUUGGAUGUGUUUAAAUAGUUUUAUGCUAUAAAUUACGCAACGACGCGGUUACAAAGCUUCGCCAAAUCGAUCAAAUUCAUGCGGUGACACUAUGAACCGAACUAUCCGCUUAGUAAAUGUGGUCCCUGUUACCAAAAUAAAGAAAGAACUAAGUGACAAUGAAGAAGAUGAGGUGACAUGUAAAGUGUGCGCUAAAGGGUUUGCCAGUGAGGUGGCACUGAACAACCAUGCCAGAAAUGAGCACAUCGACGAGUACAUCUCAGGGGAAGACCUGUGCAAUCGUCCGAGGAAAAGGAAACGUCAAACUCUUACUAAAGCAGAAGAGGAGGCCAUGGAAAUAAAAAAACAAGAGGUACUAUCGUCCAUGGAGCCAGCAGACUUGACGGCAUUAGCAUCCAAAGAGGUGGACUACAUCCUCAUCAAAGCUGAUGAUGACCCAGAUGAACCAAAGAGAAGGUCCAAAGAGAAGUCUGGCACGAAAGCCAAAGCACCUAAAACUCCACGUCAAAACUCGAAGGCCAAUGUUGUGCCUUUACCUAUUACGGGUCCAUUUGAAUGUGUCAUGCCAUCAACCCAAGCCCCCGAGGGACUCUGCCACCAGAUAUUCCUGUCGUGUUGCGAAUACUCCCUGCACCAUAGAGACGAGCACACAAGGAGACGGAAAUGCAACCGGUGCCAGGUCUGCGAGAAACCACUGUCCAGCGGUUACUCAGAAUCGCCUUUCCCCUGUCUUGUGUGUGGAAUGGGAUUUGAAUCAAAUAAGGAAUUGACAGCUCACACCAAUGUGGCACACAUCAAACUAAAGCCAUACCAGUGCAGCAUAUGCAGCAAGCGGUUCACGCAGCAGGGUGGCCUGCAACAGCACAUGCGCAUGCACACCGGCGAGCGCCCACACGCCUGCACCUUCUGCCCCAAAACUUUCACCCAGAAGUCCGGCAUGGAGCAGCAUCUUCGCAUACAUACAAAGGUCCGACCGUACCGCUGCGUCAUAUGCGAGAAGACCUUCUGCCAGUCCGUGCACCUGCAGCAGCACAUGCGAACUCACACCAACGUCGCGCCCUUCGAGUGUGGCAUAUGCCAGAAGCGGUUCAAGCAGAGCAGCCACCUCAACUACCAUCUCAAGAACCACAACCCGUUCAACAUGACGGAGGAGCAGAAGAAGAAGUACGCGGGCCUCUUGGGCAUGAUUGAGAAGAAUCUGGUGGAGGUGGAGGUGGAGGCGCUGGAGCAGGAUGUGACCUCGCAGCAGGUGGACAACGAACUGAAUCUGAAACAGGAGGAUAUCAUACACUUGGAAGGCGGAGAGACUUAUGUGUUUGAGGAGAAUGGUGAGACGGUGUGGUGUGAGACCGUAGAGGCUGAAUAAUUGACUCAAGAAAGAGAAAAUUAUAUAAAGGAAACCUUGCCAAAUAAGAUGUUACACUAAAUUUAAUUCUUUUGGACGUCAGACACCCAUAUUGCACUCGUUUGGCUUUUGUUAGGUUGUAACAAGUACUGUCACAUUUGGAAUCCCCCUUGGGCGGUUUUGUGACGUAUGGAUGCUCCCUGUAUGUAGCAUAAAUGCUUAAAAAUACUGCCUCAUUUGCAUAUGCUUAGAUAUGAUGCACAUAAUGCGAUUAUACGUGGGAGAGCCAUGCUUCGGCACGAAUGGGCCGGCUCGA